Molecule: messenger RNA, 1845 nt
Organism: Condylostylus longicornis
Lineage: Eukaryota; Metazoa; Arthropoda; Insecta; Diptera; Dolichopodidae
Product: DNA-directed RNA polymerase II subunit Rpb4
Exons: 5
Coding region: 116-1678 (520 amino acids)
Biological process (GO): transcription initiation at RNA polymerase II promoter; chromatin remodeling; positive regulation of translational initiation
Cellular component (GO): P-body; SAGA-type complex; RNA polymerase II, core complex
Molecular function (GO): nucleotide binding; transcription coactivator activity; translation initiation factor binding
Source: RefSeq, a predicted model, not a curated record
ACAAAGUGAUACCUUCGGCAGGAUAUUGAGGAGAAAAUUAAAUUACUAUUAAAUAUUGAAUAUUUUUACUUUUCCAAAAUUUUAAUCGGUGUGCUUUUUUGUACUAACAAAAACAAUGUCAUUUUUAAAUCCAAGUGAUAUGGUGGAAGAAGAUGCCGCCGAUUUACAAUUUCCAAAAGUUGCAAAUAUUCAUUCGGAUAAUGUGGUGACAAUUCUUCCUGAUUCAAAUACAAAAUUUUGUACCAAUACUUUUGAUAUUAAAAGUUUUGAGUCACACGUUUUACAAAGCAAUUGCUGUAAAAACAACUCGUGUAUUAAAGAUUUGUGCAGUGUUUGUCAAAAACAAUUACAGCUCCCUUAUAUUAAGUGUGCUGAAUGCCCAUCUUUUCUAUGUGUGAAGUGUUUUGCAAAAGGUAAAGAAACAUUGAUUCAUAAUAAUUCACACAACUAUAUAGUGGUCCAUGAAAGCCUAGAGUUAUUUCCAAAUAGCAACUGGACAAUAGCAGAUGAACGUAAAUUAUUAGAGUGUUUAGAAACUUGGGGUUAUGGAAACUGGGAAGAUAUAGCUUCAGCAAUGGCAAACAAAUUCAGCAAAGAGGAAUGCGCCCAACAUUACCAUAAAUAUUAUUUUGAUGGGAUUUUUGAAAAACGAUUAGGCCUAACCAACCAGUAUUAUUUUCCUGAAAGAAUACCGUAUUUUUACAAAAUGGUUAGUGUCGAUCCUCCUAGAUGUGAAACGGUUGAUUCGUUUCACUUUAAUAAUAUGGAUGGGUAUCGUUGCGCGAGAAGUGAUUUUGAUAUUCCUUAUGAUAAAUCAGCGGAAACGUUAAUCAAUGAGAUUAACACAAACGAUAUUAAUAUUAGUGAUAAUAAAGACGAUGACGACGAAAAUUAUGAAAUGAAAAUUAUCUCGAAAGCAGAAGAAAAUUUGAAAAUAGGAGUUGUUCAAGCAUAUAAUAACAGAAUUAAAGAAAGAAAGCGGCGAUAUAGAAUAAUGCAGGAACAUGGACUGUUAGUGCCAAAUAAAACCCAAAGUUGGCUGUCAAAAUAUAACGAAGCAAUAAAAAUGCACUUUAAUCCUUUAUCCAAUAAAUUCGGUAAUAAGAUUGGAAGAUUCCCCAUCUUAAUGCAAUUAUGCAGUGGUGUUGCUUUUGAUACUUUCUUAGAAUCUUUACAAUAUUAUAUUGAAUUGAAAAAAUAUUUGUACAACCUUUUUGAAUUCCGAUCUAAUGGAAUCAAAACCUUAUACGGAGCUAAGAUAUACAAUCGUCUUAAAGCAAAAAGAAUAAAAUAUGCUCAAGAAUUAAAAUCGAUGGAAAGUUUUUAUGAUUGGAGAAUAAUGGCCCCGACCGAAGAUGGGGGUGACAUAUCACAACUUGGAGGGGCUAUAAUAAGUUUAAAUGGAAAAUCAAGAAAAAAAGCAGGUCCAAUUAACAUAAUGGGUUUUCCAGGAUACGAUAAACUAACAGACAAUGAAAGAAAAAUUUGUAGUAGUGUUAGAAUUUUACCAGCUUCCUAUUUAGAAUUCAAGAAAAUUUUACAAAAUGAAUGUUCUAAGAUAGGAUUUUUGAGAUUAUCAGACGCUAGACGAUUAAUAAAAAUCGAUGUAAACAAAACAAGACAAUUAUAUGAUUUUUUAAUAGAGAAUGGAUAUUGCAAUAAACCUAUUGAUGGAUAAUCUAAUUAUUGUUAUGGACUAAAAUAAAUAAUUAAUUAUAAUUAUAAUUGUUUUUAUGUAUUGUUAUAUCCUUAUUUGUUUUAUAAUAAAAUUGAAAAGAAAAUUAAUGCAUUCAAACAUAAAGAAUAUUGGUUUUUAAUUUACACUAUUCAAUAUGAGAAAAUUUG